Molecule: messenger RNA, 759 nt
Organism: Rhagoletis zephyria (snowberry fruit fly)
Lineage: Eukaryota; Metazoa; Arthropoda; Insecta; Diptera; Tephritidae
Source: RefSeq, a predicted model, not a curated record
UCAUAUUUGCGAUUAGUUUUGCGGAUUUCCAGUGCAGAAAAUAUUUGUAUUGUAUUUGGGUUUGGUGUUAAAUUGAAGGAAACAAUAAUAUGUUGGAUUUUCUUAUCGCACACUGAAUACUGUUGAAUUAAUAUGCGUUAUUUCCAAGUUAAACAAUGGAUUGGUUUGUUGUGUGAGCAGGAAAGUUAGGAUGAGGCGAUGUAUAACUCGCCUGUAAAAUGGUAUACAUAUGCAUACACUUGGAGGAAUCGAUAAAGUGUAAUCCAAUUGCCUAUAAAAAUGUGUAAUUAACUUUGUUGAAUUGGUGCGAAGUGAAGGUGAAAAUAGCAAUAACGUGAUUUGCGGUAGAACUGAACGGAAUAUUACAAAAUGGUUUCGAAAAUAGCAUCUUAUAUGUUUCUUAUUUUGGCAUCUUAUACGAGUGUAAACUUAUGCGUAGAAGUCCAUUUUGAAUCGGCAGAGAGUGGAUUUUUCCUAAAACAUUCACGUCAGCCGCCUAUUGCGCCCGAAAUAUCAAUUCAAACGUCAUCUGCCACUCCAACCAAAGCAAGGACAUCAUAUGAUUCGGUCUUGUCUGUUGAUCGUUUCACGGUGGUUCAGACAACCGAACCCGUAUCUAUCAGAGCUAGCUAUGGUCCAUUUUCAACAAAACAAACAGUUCCAGCGCGUUAUAUUGUUCCGGACAUUUUGGAAAAUCAAAACAAUAGUCUCAAUGUAAGUGAUUUGCAAAAGAAAGAAAACUGAAGUAUUUUUUAACCG